This is a messenger RNA of Mesorhabditis belari, 204 nucleotides long. Lineage: Eukaryota; Metazoa; Nematoda; Chromadorea; Rhabditida; Rhabditidae. The record is from the annotation of a GenBank genome assembly.
AUGAUCCCAGCCACUCCAGAAGAAAUCUCGUACGGAGUCUACCUUGAUUCACAGCAUAAAUUGUGUUAUGUGAACUGUGCUCCCGCUCCAGCAAAGAAACGACGCCAACAAAAGAAAGAAGAAUCAACGCAAUCCGUGGAAACAAUCAAAAAAGAAAAAGAGCGCAAAAGUUUCUUGUCGCGACUUUUGAAAAAACUCCGACAC